Durusdinium trenchii is the source of this 1398-nucleotide messenger RNA. The record is from the annotation of a GenBank genome assembly. Lineage: Eukaryota; Dinophyceae; Suessiales; Symbiodiniaceae.
AUGACAAACGAUGCCACCGAUGGUUCGGUUGCUGUGAAGCCUCGAAAGAAGCGCAAGCUUUCGAAGGAUGUGACGAAGAACAAGGAAUUUGCGGGUUCCAACUUGCCCCAGGCCAGUGAAGGAGCCCAGAAGCGCAGGAGACUGAAGACCGCGGCUGGGCCCAACGCGGCUCGGUCGAACAGACCCGAGAGCGGUGAAGCCACCGCCAAGGCCUUCCGGAGCCAGCACGCGAUUUCAGUCCGGGGAACUUGCCCAGCUCCUGCGGGAAGCUUCCAGCAAGCCAGAAGCUGCUUGGGGGAUGAUCUGGUGAAAGGGAUGGAGGAGCAGGGAUAUAGUGCACCCACUCCCAUACAAGCACAAGCAUGGCCCAUUGCAGUACGUGGUCAUGAUCUGGUUGCAGUGGCCAAGACCGGAAGUGGAAAGACCUGUGGCUACCUACUCCCUGCUUUGGCCCUCAUUGCUAAACGAGGCCCGACCCAAAGCCUCCAGCACAAGAAAGGUCUAGAUCAACGACCGCCGGCCCAACCCAGCUGCUUGAUCAUGGCUCCAACCCGAGAGUUGGUCCAACAGAUCGGCAAAGAGGCCAAGAAAUUCGCGGGCAUUGUGGGCGCCCGCGUUCUGGGCAUUUUUGGAGGUGUACCCAAAGGCCCGCAGGUCUCUGCUUUGCGCGCUGGCAUCGACAUGCUGGUGGCGACACCUGGUCGUUUGCGCGAUUUUAUGACAGGGGACCAGUCCAAGGCCCCAGUCGUGUUGGUGGAUUCUGUCACCUUCCUCGCUGAUCGGAUGUUGGACAUGGGCUUUGAACCCGAGAUUCGGCAGAUCAUUGCCCAGUGCCCCGCUGCCGGCUCAGCGCAAGAGACGUUAAGCGGGGAGGCACGACAGACGCUCUUCUUCACCGCCACAUGGCCUCCGGAUGUGCAACGGAGCGCACUGCACUUCACUCAUCAUGCUCUUCGAGUUGAAGUGGGACAGUCCAGUGGGAAGGGCGGUGGUGGUGGCCUUGCGACCAACACCAGUAUCAAGCAGACAGUGAAGCUGGUGAAGGAGGAGGAGAAGUUGAUGGUUUUGAAGCAGGUCAUCCGCUCAGACCUGAAGCCCGGGGAGACUUGCAUGGUCUUUACAGGUCGCAAGCAGACCUGCGAUGCUCUAGAGAAGGAGCUUACUUGGGAUCCCAUGCGACCGGAGGCACCGAUUUGCGCCUGGUGUCGAGCCCUGCAUGGUGACAAGGAGUCCCAGACAUGUUGUGCCCUCCCAAAUUUUACAUCAGACGAGACAGAAGUCACAUGCUUGUCGUCAAAGUCUUUCAAAGCGGACGUAACAACAGUCCCCCAGCUUGUUACGCAUUUUGUUGAAUCAUUGACCACUGAGCAUGAUGCUUGCCGUUCCAAUGUGCUGUGA